ACCGUCAGAUGGCGCUGUGGUUCUGAGAAACCGCUGGAGGUGUGACAGCUGAUACUAUCUGAAAAUCUGUAAAUGCCACGGCUGGAGUGCGCGUGAGAGUGGGUGAGCGGACCAUUCCAGUCCGUGUGUCUCUGUGCGUGUGAGCAGUGAUCUGCUGUCAUUCAUGGGGAUCAUGUAUGGAGAUGGAGACCUGCUCGGACGGCCCCGGAGGGACUGCAUGUGUUACCUGGGACCCCCGACCACCUUGAUGCCCAUCGGAAUGCGUAAAUCCCCCGAGGUGAGUCCCAGAAGGCUGUCCGACAUCAGCCCCCAACUCCGCCAGCUCAAGUACCUGGUGGUGGAUGAAUCGAUUAAAGAGGACCUGAAGUCAUCUCGAUCAGUUGAGGACAUCAACAGCGCGUCCAUCGAGGAGAGGAUCUUGAGAAUCACGGGCUAUUAUGGCUACCAGCCGUGGAAUGCCGUUUAUAAGAGGGAGGACCGCCCGAGGGAGAACAUUGUGGGCACUGCCGAUGGACAGGCGAUGGUGGGCGGAGCAGGGGCAGAGUCAGGGGCAGGAAGGCAGAGUUUAAACUGCUGUGUGCGAGUGACAGCCGUCCAAGUGCGAAAAGCAAUAUGGGGCGUGGCCAUGGUGAUGUGCGUGUGCUCGUCAUGGGCAGGCUCCACCCAGCUGGCCAAGCUGACCUUCAAGCAGUACGACGCACCGUUCACUCUCACAUGGUUCGCCACCACGUGGAACUGCCUCUUCUUUCCUCUGUAUUACAUCGGCCAUCUGUGCAAGAGUCCUGAGAGACAGACACCAAAACAGAGGUUUAGAGAGUGCUGUCGGUUCUUCGGAGACGAUGGACUGACGACAAAGGUGUUCUUCACUAAAGUGGCCCCUUUCGGCCUGCUGUGGAUUAUGACAAACUACCUUUACCUUCAGGCUCUAAGAAAGAUCAACAGCACCGAUGUAUCGGCCCUCUUCUGCUGUAACAAGGCCUUUGUCUUUCUUUUGUCGUGGAUCGUGCUGCGGGAUCGCUUCAUGGGGGUCAGGAUUGUUGCUGCCAUUCUGGCCAUCGCUGGAAUCGUGAUGCUGACCUACGCUGAUGGCUUUCACAGUCACUCUGUUAUCGGCAUAACGCUUGUAGUGGCCUCUGCAUCUGCCUCUGCCCUCUAUAAGGUGCUUUUCAAGCUCGUCUUGGGCAGUGCCAAGUUUGGAGAGGCGGCUCUGUUUCUGACCAUUGUAGGUGGUGCAAACUUUGUCUUUAUGAGCUUUGUGCCAGUCAUACUGUACUUCACACACGUCGAGUACUUCACAUCCAUAGCUGAUCUUCCCUGGGCCUACCUGUGUGGAGUAGCUGGACUCUUACUAGCGUUCAAUAUUCUGGUGAAUUUUGGCAUUGCCAUUACAUACCCUACGCUGAUUUCACUUGGCAUUGUGCUGAGUGUCCCAGUCAAUGCAAUGGUGGACCUGUACACCUGUGAUAUCCACUUCAACACAGUGCGACUCAUCGCUGUGUUCAUCAUCUGUCUGGGCUUCCUGAUGCUGCUGUUACCGGAGGACUGGGAUCAGUGUUUGAUUGAGCUCAGCACCAAACUCAGAAAGCGGGAACAACCUGUUGAGCCGGCUGAGACUGCAAACAGCUCAGGCCUCAACUGGACCCGACGGGCCAGGACCUCCAUGUCCACAUUUUCCCACUGACACACAUUUAACUUUUCCAUAAAAUCCAUAAUAUUUCUCAUUCAACGAGGCUCCAUAUGCCAUAAUUCACCAUCAUGCACAUUACAACAGAAGUUUUCCGAAAGCAAAUAAUGUUUUUCAGUUCUCCCAACUGUAAGUGAAUUUGAACAAUGAUUUGGGUCUUUUAUUUUGAAACUCAAGAGCGGGGGUCUCAAACUACUAAUAUAUGAGCCACUGGGUUAAUAGUUUAUUUUUAAAUGCAGCCCAAAAAUCAGUUUAUAGACUUUAGUUUUUUACAUUUACUGUUUGUUUGUUUUUUUCAAAUUAAAACUUUGAUAAAUUAAUAUUUAUUACAUUUAAUAUUUCAACUUUAUUUUAUAUCUUAAUUUAAUGUAUAUUAUAUAUUGUGAUUUAAUUAUGUAUAGCCUAUUGCUUAUUCUCCACAUGGGUUUUACAAGCCUAAAACUUGAAUGUAAAUGAACAGAAAAGUUUGGGUUACAUGCAUCUAUAUAAAACUAGAUGGCUCUUAUUACAAUCGAUGUAGUGGUUUACACUGAGAGCGCUUGUU
Molecule: messenger RNA, 2228 nt
Organism: Cyprinus carpio (common carp)
Lineage: Eukaryota; Metazoa; Chordata; Actinopteri; Cypriniformes; Cyprinidae
Gene: slc35f3b
Product: solute carrier family 35 member F3
Cellular component (GO): membrane
Source: RefSeq, a predicted model, not a curated record